AUGGUGCUGGCCUGUUGCAAGCGCGCUACCGGUGGCCUGGACCCUGCGCAGGGGAAGUGCCUCCGUCCUAUUCACCCAGGUCCCAUCACAGCCAGCGCCAGCGCUAGCGCCAUCACCAUCACCAUCACCAUCACAUCCCCCAAGAUGGCGCCAACAACCCAAGCCCUCGAUCAUCUAAUCCUCUUCCUACCCGUGGACCCAUCUACCAAAUUCCCCAAGCUGCCCCCCUUCCUCUCCAAAAACUUCAUCCUCACACCUGGCGGCACCCACGCCGACAACCUAACCAGCAACAUCCUGAUCCUGCUGGCCGACGGCUGCUACCUCGAACUCAUCUGCUUCAUCGACCCCUCCAAGCCCGUAGACACGCACUGGUGGGCAUCUGGCCUGGAGAAGUCCGGGUGGAUAGACUGGUGUCUGACCAACUCUUCUUCGCCGAGGGAGUCUUGGGAGGCUAUUGGCGGCCCGGCGGGUAGUCACGCGGAGCCCGUCGAGGGCGGGCGGAAGCGGGCUGAUGGCGUGCAUGUCAGGUGGGCGGUUACCUUUCCCAAGGGGGAGAAUGGAGGCCAGGCGAGUAGGGGGAGGGUGCCGUUUUUCUGUCACGAUAUUACUGAUCGACAGGUUCGAGUGCCGCUGAGCGAGGAGAAGACGGCGCAUUCAUCCGCUGUCUUAGGCGUCAAGGAGCUUACGGUGGUUGUGCGGGAUGAAGGACUGCUGGAGGAGACGAGAGCCGUGUACGCCAGGCUUUUCGGCAACGAGGGGGUAAAGAGAGGGAAUGAGCUAUCCUUCCAAGCGCAAAGGGUGAGAGAUGUUGAGGGCUUGGAUGGGGGUGCGAAGCUGGUUUUGAGAUUGCCAAAGGACGAACAUGAGUCCAGGAAGCUGGAGAAUACCGACUACUGGUAUGGAGACGUUGUGUUUGCUGCGCCUGCUGGACAGGGGAAGACACUGGGCAGCAGAGAGAGACUGGACGAAGACGACGAGAAUGUUCAAGGGCUGUAUGUGGAGUACGUUUGA
Ascochyta rabiei is the source of this 1011-nucleotide messenger RNA. RefSeq lists its product as uncharacterized. Bases 1 to 1011 code for a protein of 336 amino acids. NCBI's taxonomy places the organism in Eukaryota, Fungi, Ascomycota, Dothideomycetes, Pleosporales, Didymellaceae. The transcript has a single exon. The record is from RefSeq and is a predicted model, not a curated record.